This is a messenger RNA of Astyanax mexicanus (Mexican tetra), 1679 nucleotides long. RefSeq names its product interferon alpha/beta receptor 1a. Lineage: Eukaryota; Metazoa; Chordata; Actinopteri; Characiformes; Acestrorhamphidae. The record is from RefSeq and is a predicted model, not a curated record. Gene Ontology annotation, molecular function: protein binding. Bases 185 to 1132 code for a protein of 315 amino acids. The transcript is spliced from 7 exons.
UGCUUGGCACGGAAGUGGUAGUUAAGGUCUUUGUCUGUCUGUCUGAGUCGGUGUGUAAAGAUCAUUUUUCUAGCCUGUGUUUCCUGUAGAUGGAUUGAGGAAUGCAGCACCGGUACUGGCCCGUGCUGUGAGAGACGAGCAGCUGGCACUGAAAAAAAGCAACACUGGAUGAUUGGCAUUAGGAAUGCUUCUGUACCUUCAUGUGGGACUGUAUCUGCUCAUCUUCUGUUCUGUCUCCACAUCUCUGCCCAGCCCUUAUGAUGUAAAAAUGGUUGCAGUGGACCUGAACUACACUCUGUGGUGGGCCUGGAGGGGCACACACCUGAAUCAUCCUGUCAACUUCACCUCUGAUUACGCCUUAUGGAGAGAUGAUGGGUCCUAUAAGCUGGUGUGUAAAGGUUCGGGACAACUCUGGUGUGAUUUUACCAACAAGCUGAAUUUCCGAGGAACCUACCAGAUAAGGGUCAGAGCAGAAGAUAAAAAUCUGCACUCCAACUGGACUUAUCUCAGGUUUACCCCAGAUGAGGAUGUGCUACUUGGGCCUCCCAGCAGAGUGGACAUAAGGGUACACAGGGAUAUAAUAAUCCUAAUCAUAUCAGAGUCUAUCAUGAGCUCUAAGAUGGUGCUGAAAUACCAUGUUCUGUACUGGGAGCAGCUGAAACCCGAGCAGAAGAUGCUGAAGGUGUUUGAGAACUGCCAUGCUUCGCUGACUGCACUAAAACUCUGGACUGAGUACUGCGUGCAGGUCAGCCUCUACAGUCAGGACUACAAUACGGGCAGCAACUUUACAUCCCCGCAGUGUGUGUCUACAACAGGUCAAUACUUAGCCUGGCAGAUAGGUCUUGCUGUGCUGUGCGGUAUUCUUGUACUAGUAGUACUGGCAGCGAUGAUGUUUCUGAGAUUUAGAAGGAAACUGGGAGAAUACAAACCCCCGGACAGCAUUCUAGGUCUUCCAUUUGACCAUCCGCCCCUGUUGGAGGCUCAGGAGAUGAGCUGUGAGGUAGCAUGUGUGACUGCACCCUCUCCACACCUGGUACCUGAUACCACUGCAGAGCUCCAGUCAGGGUGUAGCCAGUGGAGUGGCGGGUCAGAGCAGGACUCCGGUAUCGGUUCUGGAGAGGAAAGCUGUUAAAAUCUGAAUUUAAAAACACCAAAAAAUCCUCCAUUUCCAACCAUUGUGAGGCUUGAACUGUUUUGCACUUUUGUGUUGUUUGUUUAUUUAUGCAUUGAAUCAUUGUGAUUAAGUUCACACUUUUGUAAACACUGUCAUUUUAGGGUACUGAUGUGAGUAACUGUGAUAUUUUCUCUGCUGGUCUGUACCAAAUAAGUGUAAAGAUUUAAGUGGGAGAUUUUUUAAUUAAACACAUUAGCCUGGAGCUUUCACAAUGAAUAUUGAUGAGGUAGGUGUGAACACCCCCGUAAUGGUCACCCUCCUUACUGCUGCAGGUAACGGCCUAUUAAUCUGGAAUGUGUUUGUGGUUCUUGAGGAUUUAUUUAUGAAAAUAAAAAGCUAGUUAGAGAACUAAAUCUGAAGGUAUUACAUAAGAGACUUUAUAGAAGGUCUUAGCUGUUCACAAAUGUACUUGUGCUACCUCUUCUUCAUAAAAUUUGGCAUUUUUCCAGUUAUUACUUUAUUUUUGCCAACAAUGUCAGACACAAUAAAAGCUCAUUAUUUUUUA